Molecule: messenger RNA, 2371 nt
Organism: Rhopalosiphum maidis (corn leaf aphid)
Lineage: Eukaryota; Metazoa; Arthropoda; Insecta; Hemiptera; Aphididae
Product: proton-coupled amino acid transporter-like protein CG1139
Exons: 10
Coding region: 331-1893 (520 amino acids)
Biological process (GO): amino acid transmembrane transport
Cellular component (GO): vacuolar membrane
Molecular function (GO): amino acid transmembrane transporter activity
Source: RefSeq, a predicted model, not a curated record
AAAGACGUAUUAACGCCAUUAACUAUAACUAUUGUCUAUACUCAGAUUGCCAUUUGGUAAUACGGGAAUGAGAACAAAUUAGUCUCUAUUGUGUUUACUGUUGUUGUAAAUUGAGUAAUAACUUAUAAGUUUAUUAUUUCUAUCAAUACUCAGUAAUCCUUUUGAUUGUGUUGCACACUUGUACGAUAAUACUGAAAAUAAGGUCGACAUCUACGAAAAUGUUAAAAAUCGUUGAUAGAAUAGAAAAACAUCAUCAAUAAAAAAUUGAAUACUUCCGAUAUUUAUUUAAAAAAUUGACUCUAUCAAUAUGACUGUGAGUACUGUUAAAAUAUGACCGAGAUCAAUGGAGACUUCAGCAUUAAUGAUAACCAUAUCAAAGUCCAAGCAGCAAAACCCGGGCAAACGAGUAAUGUAAAUUGUGAUAAAAUGACUAUUAAAACUUCUAGAGUUAAUGAAGAUAAACCACUAUUAACUGGUACAGCUACACUCUACAAUCAAAAUGGAAGUAAUUGUCUUUCUCCAUCUCCUAGAACAUUACCCAUUACAAAUAUUUCUAGUGGUCCAAUGAGUGAAUCACUGGAAAAAAAUGGCACCGAUGGUGGUUCAACCUCAGAUUAUAAUCCAUUGCUAAACAGACAAUUAGAAAAUCCAACAUCGAAUUUUGAUACCAUGAUACAUUUAUUAAAGGGAAAUAUUGGUACUGGAAUUUUAGCUAUGCCCGAUGCGUUCAGAAAUUCAGGAUGGGUUGUAGGUUUAGUAUGUACAGCACUUUUAGGAGCUGUCUGCACACAUUGUAUGCAUAUAUUGGUACGGUGCUCUCAUGAGUUGUGUGUCAGAACACAAAGACCAUCUCUUUCAUUUCCUAAAGUCGCAGAAAUGGCUUUUGAAUACGGUCCACCUAAAUUACAAAAAUAUUCAUCAGCUGCUAGUAAAUUUAUUAAUACUUUUCUAGUUAUGACUCAACUGGGUUUUUGUUGUGUGUAUUUCUUAUUUGUAGCCACUAAUUUACAAGAGGUGAUAACUCAUUACUUUUUUAUUAAAUUGUCUGUUCAAUCAUAUUUGCUUAUACUACUGGUGCCAAUGAUACUUUUGAAUUGUGUGAAGAGUCUAAAGUACCUGACUCCGGCAUCUUUUUUAGCAACUAUAUUGACUGUGAUUGGAUUAGGAAUAACUUUUUUCUACUUACUUCAAGGACUUCCAAAAACAUUAAAUGUCAAAGCUUUUUCAUCUUGGCAACAGUUACCUCUCUAUUUUGGAACUGCAGUAUAUGCAUUUGAGGGCAUUGGAAUGGUUUUACCAUUAGAAAAUAACAUGAAAAACCCAGAAUCUUUUGGUGGAAUGACUGGUGUUUUAAAUACUGGAAUGGUCAUUGUAACAUGUUUAUAUACAUCAAUUGGAUUUUUUGGAUACUUGCGAUAUGGAGAAGCUGUUAAAUUAGGAAGUAUUACAUUGAAUCUUCCUGCUGAAGAUUUGUUAGCUCAAUCUGUCCGAGCAGCAAUGGCAUUUUCAAUAUUCUUGUCUUACGGUCUUCAAUUUUAUGUUCCAAUUGGUAUUGUAUGGCCUGCUUUAAAAGGAUAUUUUCACUCACAGUCUAGUCAACGUAAUGCUGAAUUGAGCAUCAGAGUGUUUCUUGUCACACUAACAUUUGCUUUAGCCGCUGCUAUUCCAAACCUGUCAGCAAUCAUUUCUUUAGUUGGAUCAUUUAGCAGCUCAGCACUAGCUUUGAUCUUUCCACCUAUUAUCGAAAUUAUGACAUUCUGGGAUCAUUGCUCUGGUAAAGAGUUUACACUGAUGUUUAUUAAAGAUAUUAUUAUUAUUAUAAUUGGUUUUCUUGGAUUUGGUUUUGGAUCAUAUGCUAGUUUAUGGAAUAUCAUUGAACCCAUAAGCAGUUAAUUUAGCAUUGGGUAUAAAAAUGCUUCAAGUAUCCACCAGUAUUUCAAUUAUUGAUCUUAAUAAUUUAUUGUCUUCCUAUAUCAAUUAUAGUUUUAAUUUUUUUAAUAAGUAGGUAAUUGUGUUUAUAAAGUAUUCAAUAGUCAAAAAAAAAAUUCAUUAUUUUGAAAUUUUUUUUAUUUGAAAUGACAAUUGCGUAAUAUUUAAUUUUAUUUUUAUGAUAAAUUAUUUAACAUCCAAGUUUGCUGCUACCUGUCAAAAAGUGUAUUUUAAAUGGUAUUAAUUAUCAUCUACUAUUAUAUUUUUAAAACACAUUUUAAAUGUAAGACUCAUGAAAAUGUAUCAACAAUUGAGUAUGUAGAUACAUUUUCAGUUCUUUAAAUUGUAUAUUUGGUUUUUAAAUAAACUAUUAAGCUAUUUUAACUAAACCUUUUACCAUAAUUAAAAUCUCACUUUUUUAACCACCUACGAGUAUGUGAUU